Molecule: messenger RNA, 939 nt
Organism: Gekko japonicus
Lineage: Eukaryota; Metazoa; Chordata; Lepidosauria; Squamata; Gekkonidae
Product: zinc finger protein 36, C3H1 type-like 1
Exons: 2
Coding region: 1-939 (312 amino acids)
Molecular function (GO): metal ion binding; mRNA binding
Source: RefSeq, a predicted model, not a curated record
AUGCCCUUGGAGAGCCUCAGCCCCUUCGUGGAGUUGGACGAUGCUCUGUGCAAGACUUUUUUGAGACUGAACCUGCAAGAGGAUGCCCACGAGGACACCACCGGGACCCCUCUGGGAUUCCAGCGGACCUUCUCGGCCUGCCCCGUCACCCUCUCCUCUUCCCACACCGGUGACACGGAGCGUCUGGGGUAUGCCUCCGUCGCCCCCCUGGCUGCCGCCGACGGGAGUGACCCGGCGUGGCCCCUCCAGGGGGAAUGGGCCCGGGACGCCAGGCUGCCCCGCACCAGCCUGCAACGCAUCCCCUUUCGGGCGGACCGGUCGGUGAGUCUGAUCGAGGGGUGCCGGGGCGAGGCCAAAGCGGUCUCGGCGCGCUACAAGACGGAGCUCUGUCGCACCUUUGAGGAAAGCGGGGCCUGCAAGUACGGGGCCAAGUGCCAGUUUGCCCACGGCGCCCGGGAACUGCGGGGGCUCAGCCGACACCCCAAGUACAAGACGGAGCCGUGCCGCACCUUCCACACCUCCGGCAUCUGCCCCUACGGGGCCCGCUGCCACUUCAUCCACAACGCCGAGGAACGCCGGCCCCUGCCGCGGGGCCCGCAGGUGCUCCGCCACAGCCUCAGCGCCGGGGAGGCCCUCCCUUCGCCCUCGCCGGCUUCGCCUCCGCCCUCCGCCUCUUGUGCCCUCCGCCUCCCCGACGGCGCCGCCGCCUUCCCCUGCGACUCCCUCGGGUGCUCGCUCUGCAAGACGUCUCUGGGGUCCCCGGGGCCCUUCCCCUUCCCGGGGCUGCUGCUCCUCCAGAAGAGCCUCUCGGCCGAUUCCCUCUCAGAUCAGGAGGACUCGGGGAGCUCCGGGGCCAGCAGCGGCUCAGCAUCCCCAGGCCUGGGGCCCCUGGGCCGACGGCUCCCCAUCUUCAGCCGUCUCUCGGUCUCCGAUGACUGA